GGCUGCACUGCGGAUACCGGCAAGGGCGAGCCGCUGCCCCCGCCUCCAGCGCCGGCCAGGACACCGGAGGCGCCGCCGCUCAGCCGGCUCCGGCCACCAGGUUGUGUUUUCUGUUUACAAGCCUGAAGAUGGCUGCUGCUGCUUCCUGCAAUGUGGAAGAAGACGAGAGCCUGAAGGGAUGUGAACUCUAUGUUCAGAAACACAACAUCCAACAGAUUCUAAAAGAAUGCAUUGUAAACCUCUGUAUAGCAAAGCCAGACCGACCCAUGAAGUUCCUCAGAGAACACUUUGAAAAAUUAGAAAAGGAGGAAUGCAAGCAGAUCCUGGCCCGGCAGAAGUCCAGCUCCCAGUCGGAUUCCCACGACGAUGAGGUUUCGCCGCCGCCGCCCAACCCGGUGGUGAAGGCGCGGCGCCGGCGCGGCGGCGUCAGCGCAGAGGUGUACACGGAGGAGGAUGCUGUGUCCUAUGUCAGAAAGGUUAUUCCAAAGGACUAUAAAACUAUGACUGCUCUGGCCAAGGCCAUCUCCAAGAACGUGCUCUUUGCUCAUCUUGAUGACAAUGAACGGAGCGACAUAUUCGAUGCCAUGUUCCCUGUCACACACAUCGCAGGAGAAACAGUCAUACAACAGGGUGAUGAGGGAGACAACUUCUAUGUGAUUGACCAAGGCGAGGUGGAUGUUUAUGUCAACGGGGAGUGGGUGACCAGCAUUGGGGAAGGAGGCAGCUUCGGGGAGCUGGCGCUCAUCUACGGAACCCCCCGCGCUGCCACCGUCAAGGCCAAGACAGACCUGAAGCUCUGGGGCAUCGACAGAGACAGCUACAGACGCAUCCUAAUGGGCAGCACUCUGAGGAAGCGGAAGAUGUACGAAGAGUUCCUGAGCAAGGUCUCCAUUUUGGAGUCCCUGGACAAAUGGGAGAGGCUGACAGUGGCUGAUGCACUGGAACCUGUCCAGUUUGAAGAUGGAGAAAAAAUUGUUGUGCAGGGAGAGCCUGGUGAUGACUUCUUCAUUAUUACAGAGGGCACAGCCUCUGUGCUGCAGCGCAGGUCUGACAAUGAGGAGUACGUCGAAGUUGGAAGACUCGGUCCCUCAGAUUAUUUUGGUGAGAUAGCCUUGCUGCUCAACCGGCCCCGGGCAGCCACGGUGGUGGCACGAGGACCCCUCAAGUGCGUGAAGCUGGACCGGCCCCGCUUCGAGCGAGUGCUCGGCCCCUGCUCCGAGAUCCUCAAGAGAAACAUUCAGAGAUACAACAGCUUCAUUUCGCUCACUGUCUAAAUGAUUCCUCUGGAAAGCUGCCUUCAUGUGACCUUGUGCACUUCAAAUUUGCUCUGUGCAGCUCCACAGCUUUAUGAAGAAAAAAAAAAAAAGAA
This is a messenger RNA of Melospiza georgiana, 1369 nucleotides long. RefSeq names its product protein kinase cAMP-dependent type I regulatory subunit beta (gene PRKAR1B). The transcript has 11 exons. The record is from RefSeq and is a predicted model, not a curated record. Lineage: Eukaryota; Metazoa; Chordata; Aves; Passeriformes; Passerellidae. Gene Ontology annotation, biological process: regulation of protein phosphorylation. Gene Ontology annotation, cellular component: cAMP-dependent protein kinase complex. Gene Ontology annotation, molecular function: cAMP-dependent protein kinase regulator activity. The coding region runs from base 129 to 1274 and encodes 381 amino acids.